UUCGCAGACUUUUUUUGGCUUUCUUUCGUUGUUACGGCUUGGCAGUGUUUUCCGAAAAGAGAUCGAGGCAUUCAGAAUUCAGACUUUUUUUUCACUGCGGUGGUCAGCGUUUACGGUAUCUAACAAAGCGAAUUCUGUCCAGUUUUGGCAAUUCAGCAAGCCCUACAUUUGCCCGGCGGAAGUAACCACUAUGGAUGACGGAAGAGAAGAGCAUCAAUUUGUCGUGGAUGAUGUGAGUAAAAUUAUCAAGGAAGCUAUUGAGACUACCAUCGGAGGCAAUGCGUAUCAAAAUGACAAAGUGAACAACUGGACAGGGUCGGUGGUGGAAACGUGCCUCAGUGUGCUGACGAAACUGCAAAAACCCUACAAAUAUAUCGUUACCUGUAUGAUCAUGCAGAAAAACGGUGCUGGACUGCACACGGCUAGCUCUUGCUUCUGGAACAACGAAACGGACGGCUCCUGCACGGUACGUUGGGAAAAUAAGACGAUGUACUGCAUCGUGUCGGUGUUUGGACUGUCCAUUUAAUCUUAGUGGCCGUUAUUCAUUGUCGCUCCGGAAUGAUUCCUCUACCGAAGGGAUGUUAAUUGACUUUAUUGACUAAACGCUGAUAAGCUGAUAAAUUAGCUUCCGCUUCCUUUUGGCAUAUUCGCAGAUCGUGUUAUUGGAUUUUUAUGUUCCAUAUUAAUAUUCAUAAUAACUAUCAUCACUAUUCAUAUGCCAAUUAAUAGAAGACGAUUGAUUAUGAAGAUACAUAUUUAGUUGUCGUAAAUAAUUUAAAAAAUGUCGUCCGUUGAAACGAUAAUAUAUGUAUAGGAAAUGGGUUCGUUCCCAUUCACUAAAUUACCAAAAUACUUAUUGGAAUAUGUAUUCUCUCAUAACCGUAUUCCGCUAACAGUUCUUUAAAAGCAAGAAAAUGUAUUUAUCUACUAUGAAAAAAAUAUGAUAAAUUGAAAAAACACUUGUAAAGUAGGAUGAAGAUAAAAUGGGCCUUGGAAACGAACGAACGAUUCAACUCAAUUGAUAAAAACUGGUAAGAGUGAAUAUUAGAGGUUAUGAUGACGAGCAUGCAGGACAGAUGUGUGUGAAUUUAGAAAUUUAUUGGAAAGUAGCUGUUUCCACUUCAGUUUUUUGUAAUAAAAAAAAAAUAAAAAUGAGAACUGUGCUUAUUGGAAGGAAUGCAUGUGUUGAUGUUAAAAUAAAGUAAGAUUAUAGGUUUAACAAAAUAAAUCAAAA
Armigeres subalbatus is the source of this 1234-nucleotide messenger RNA. RefSeq names its product dynein light chain Tctex-type (gene Dlc90F). The transcript is spliced from 3 exons. Lineage: Eukaryota; Metazoa; Arthropoda; Insecta; Diptera; Culicidae. Gene Ontology annotation, molecular function: dynein intermediate chain binding. Gene Ontology annotation, biological process: microtubule-based movement. Gene Ontology annotation, cellular component: cytoplasmic dynein complex; cytoplasm. Bases 191 to 526 code for a protein of 111 amino acids. The record is from RefSeq and is a predicted model, not a curated record.